GAGUUUGAGGAAGAAAGAGAGAGACCCACUUCAACUUUCUGCUUCUCUUCUAUUAUAUCCCAAAUCAAAAUGGUUGCUAAAACCCCACCAAAGCAGAGAAAGAUGGUAGCCCCUCUCAAUCCAGCUCUGCUCAGAGAAACAGUGAAGAAGGUGGAUAGGUGUAUGGCUCGGUUGCAGGAGCUACAGUACACUGUGACGGGUGGGACGAAGGUGAUAUCGGGAGUCAGUCUCAGCCCGAGAAGUACUAGAGGUUAUAUGAGGACUAGUCUUAGAUGCAAACAAGAAUCUGUAAGGAUAAAAAGUUUGACGCCGAGGAAAUCUCCUGUAGGGAAGUUUCCGGCAGGGAAAUCUCCAGCAAAGUCAGCAGGGGAAUGGCAAAGAAUGUCAUUGCCGGCAAUGCUGCUGAGCGAAACAGUAGGAGAGAUCCUUCAUUCAAGUCAAUUUGCAAGGGAAAUAGUAGCAUCAGUCCCCAAGAAAACAAUUUUAGAAGACCCCAAAACCCCAAUGAGCCAACAGAGGAAACAGAGACCGCCCCCUGAAAACAGGGCCAGAAGAAAACGAGAGAAGCGCGAUAAAGCUCAAUCAAACCGAUCAGAAUCAGGUUUACCAGAGCUUCAACGAGCCCGGUCUCGCAUCAACUUCAAGGUUUCACCUCCUAAGAAGAGAGAGAUAGAGAAAGAGAACACCAGAUACUUGGCAAACAGAGUUUCUCCUAAAAACAGACCAUGGGCUAAAAAGAGUGUACUGUUUCCCAACCCUUUGUUUUUGGCUACUGAUACUUCACCACCUCAGGAAAAGAAGUUCUAUAGAACAAGGUCACCGAUGAUCGGAAGAAGUAGUACUAAUAAUACUUCACCACCUCAGGAAAAGAAGUUCUAUAGAACAAGGUCACCAAUUAUCGGAAGAAGUAGUACUAAUAGUACUAAGCCACAUCAGCAGAUUCAGACUCCACACAAGUUUUUGAUCAAGUCUCCAGCUUCGGCUUCGAAGUUCCAGGUCAAGAUCAAGAGCCCUCCAUUGAUUUCUUCUCUUUCGCCAACAAAGGCCAAGAAGUCUCCGAAGAAAUCUGCUGUGUCGAAACUGCGGCGGUCAUUUUCUCCGUCAAGAUUGGCUACUAGAUUGGUGUCUCUGUCUCCACUGAAGAGCAGGAAGAGUGUGCAGAAGAGUGAGGGACUAAUAAUGCCGGGUUUGAAACAGCGUCCAACUUCCUCAAUGCCACUGGGAAUUUCAGCUAGGAGGAAUUAAACAUGAUUGAAAUAAUGAGAUUACACACUUGUAUGUAGAUUGGUUUGGAUUUUGUGAUUGUUUGCGAUAUUUUCUUGAUGUCAAUAGUUUCAUUGAUUAUUUGUUCGUGGGGUGGUGUGAGUUUUUUGUCAUGUAAUAAGGUGGGAAAAAUAAUUAGA
This is a messenger RNA of Argentina anserina (silverweed cinquefoil), 1403 nucleotides long. Its product is annotated as probable microtubule-binding protein TANGLED. The record is from RefSeq and is a predicted model, not a curated record. Bases 70 to 1245 code for a protein of 391 amino acids. Gene Ontology annotation, cellular component: preprophase band; microtubule associated complex. Gene Ontology annotation, biological process: regulation of phragmoplast microtubule organization; cytokinesis by cell plate formation. Lineage: Eukaryota; Viridiplantae; Streptophyta; Magnoliopsida; Rosales; Rosaceae. Gene Ontology annotation, molecular function: microtubule binding. The transcript has 5 exons.